AUGGCUGACUGGACACAUGUAUUCAAGAGUGUUUUGGAUGAGCACAAGGUUGCCUAUGUUUCUGCCAAAGGAAACACUUCCAAGAGGGCUACAAUCCUCAAAACCAUCAAGGAUACUAUAAUUGAAACUGAUCGAGCCAAGGAUCCUUCUAUAAUGCUUCCAGACAAAAACUUUCGGAAGGCUAUUCGUACAUAUUACUUGCGGUUCCUGGAGGAUGAUGAAGAUCGGGACCUCGAGGAAAAAAUCAUACAGGAAGGUCAUAAAUUCCCAUCUGGUCCAGGGAUUGUCACUGUAGACAUGGUCAGAGACCGAGAGGAUGACAAGCCUCUGGAUGCUGCAGCAUUCAAGACUGAAUUAUCACCUUUUGAUGUCGCUCAGAAGUUGUUUAAAGAAGAAAUUGGGGAGUAUGAUAAGAAGCAUCGUGACACCUCUGACCUGAGGUCCAUGGGGACAAGGACAAAGCUUGUCCGGUCCUGGCACAAUGCCCUCUCACCAGAUGUGCUUGAGGAGCUCAGACUUGUGGCCGAAAAGUGGAAUAAUGAAGGUGCUCAUUCUGACGUCAAAGACAGAUACCGUGGCCGACACCAGAAGAAACUUAUGGAGGACUUCAUAAAGAUGGCAGGAAGAACUAUGGGUUUACAUCUUGUGAUUCUUGCAGCUCAUGAUCGAGGGGAGGGAAAAAUGCCUGGAACAACCAUCUGGGAAUCCUGUCCCAGGAAGUCGAAUAAAAAUUUUACUCUCACAUCCAAAGAAAAUAAAAAAUGGGCAGGAGAGUCUCAAGACCGCCUUGCUGACUGGCUGACUGAAGCAGAGUACACAGCAGGCAUAGAUCCUGAAGACCGAUCUGACAAGGAAGAUGAGAACUUGCCCGAUUUAACAGUGCAUGUGGACGAUGAGGGUUAUCCUCGCCUACCAACAGGGUUUGAAUCUCUCAUGCUCAAAAAUCAGCAGAAGGUUGUACGAAAGGUCUUUCAAAAGGCUUAUGCGGUCAUCUCAAACAACCCUCAGGCUGCAGUCCCCUGGGGUCAUAUCACUCAGGAUCCAGACCAUUACCUUGACAUGGACUGCAUCCCUCGGAAUGUGGUCAUCAAGGAUCCUUCUCACCUGCAGAAGGACGCCAUCAGCACCAUUUUUUUACUUUGGAAGUUCCGUGCUAAUCGUAAUGAACCAAUUUUACGAUUCGUUGGGUAUAAGGAAGGUGACUUCUAUGAUUCUCUGGCUAAGAAGGGCGAUGUAAGUCAAAAACCAAGGAAGAACCGAAAAUAUGUGGAACUAUCAGAUGAUGAGGACGAGGUACUGAAGAAGGUCCCCCAAGCCAAUCUUUCUUCAGAUGAAGAGGAAGACUUGGCAAUAGUUCAAAAGCUUGCCGAGACACAAACUACAGAUUCUAAGGGCAAAGCUAGGAAGCAACAUCUGCCUGGUUGGUCAUCUUGGAUGUGGUCUGAGGAAUAUCUACCUCAAAAUAUGCACUAUGAUAUUCAGGCAUCCUUCACUGCUUUGAAGGAACUAGAGAGCUAUAUCAUCAGAUCUCAUGGUUGGGGUAUGAUUGUUGUCCUUGGACUUGGACUCCUCCUUCGUGAGUGUCGCCGUGCUCAGGAGUAUGAAGCAGAUGAGGCCAGAGAUGACAUAUCAGAAUAUUUGGGCGCCUCCAUCCUUGGCAUUCAGGUAGGGGAGAAGAUUGAGGAGGCAAUUACUAGAAUUCAGGUGAAGGUGGAGGCAAUGCUGCCAGAUGCUCAUGAGAAGCAGAUGUCAGUGAGUGAAGAAGUUCAUAUGAGGCGUCUGGAGAACAAAAGGCAGGUGAAAGAGAGGAGGGAAGCAGAGCAGGCAAGGGUUGCUGCAGAGAAGAAAGCUGCUGAGGAGAAGAGGGCUGCUGAGGAGGCUCGAGUGGCUGAGAAGGCUCGAGUGGCUGAGAAGGCUCGAGUGGCUGAGAAGGCUCGAGUGGCUGAGAAGGCUCGAGUGGCUGAGGAGAAGAGAGUGGCUGAGGUGGCUCACAUGGCUAAGAAGAGGGCUGCUACAUUCAAGAAGGCAAGUGGUACUAAAGCUGGGGGAAAAGGAAAGGGUAAGCGGCUAGCAACAGAUGUGAAUGAUUCACCCAUGAAAAAGGUGAAGACAUCUGCUCCUCCUGCCCCUCAUCAUUCUGCCAGAGGGAAAGUACCUUCAAAGAAGUAUGAGGACUGA
Molecule: messenger RNA, 2178 nt
Organism: Suillus fuscotomentosus
Lineage: Eukaryota; Fungi; Basidiomycota; Agaricomycetes; Boletales; Suillaceae
Exons: 8
Coding region: 1-2178 (725 amino acids)
Source: RefSeq, a predicted model, not a curated record